AUGGCUGGGAUUUGUUGUGGAUUUGUUGGUGAAAGUGAAACAACUGCAACGGUUGAGCCAACUUCGCGAGCUUCAAGGCGUAGGAGAUUAGAGCUCAGACCAUUCAAGUUAGUUACCGAAGUGGCAGUUCCACCGUCGACGACUUUGGAUAUUACUCCAGCGAAACGGCAGAAAGUCGAAUUGUGUCCUAUUUCUCUCUCACGUGAUUGUGGUAACGCAUUAGAAAACUGCAAAAGAAUCGAAGAAAAUAAAAACAAUAGUAUCUCGGAUUCAAGUAAAUCAGAAUCUGUGAAAUUGGAAGAAGUUGCUCCCAAAUUCGGCAUGACUUCUGUUUGUGGUAGAAGAAGAGACAUGGAAGACGCCGUUUCAAUACACACGUCGCUCACUACUAAAAACACGUCCUUUUUUGGUGUUUUCGACGGUCAUGGUUGCUCACACGUGGCGAUGCAGUGUAGAGAUCGGUUACAUGAAAUAGUGAAAGAAGAAAUUGAAGGUUUGAAAGAAGAAAAAUGUGUAGAAUGGAAAAGAACUAUGGAGAAAAGUUUUGCAAAGAUGGAUAAAGAAGUGGAGAAAUGUUGUGCAGAAGGAGAUAGUAGUUCUAAUUGUAGGUGCGAGUUACAGACACCACAGUGCGACGCCGUUGGAUCUACCGCUGUGGUUGCUGUGGUGACGCCUGAAAAGAUCAUUGUCUCCAAUUGUGGCGAUUCUCGUGCGGUGCUUUGUCGAAAGGGUGUCGCUGUUCCUCUCUCAUCUGAUCACAAGCCUGAUCGAGCAGAUGAAUUGCUUCGAAUCCAAGAAGCUGGUGGCCGUGUGAUUUAUUGGGAUGGCCCAAGAGUUCUUGGUGUCUUGGCCAUGUCAAGAGCCAUAGGUGAUAAUUACUUGAAGCCCUAUGUGAUACCGGAGCCGGAGGUGACCAUGACGGAGCGGACGGAGGAGGAUGAGUGUUUGAUAUUGGCAAGUGAUGGGCUGUGGGAUGUGGUGUCCAAUGAUACUGCUUGUGGGGUUGCGCGAAUGUGCCUUCGUGCCCACAAGCAAUCCUCAGUACCCGGUUCUCCUGGCAGCGAGGCUGCGUUAGGUAGUGGCGCCGUUGAGAGUUCGGAUAAGGCCUGCUCAGAUGCGUCAAUUCUGUUGACCAAGUUGGCCUUGGCGAGGCAUAGCACGGACAAUGUUAGUGUUGUUGUUGUUGAUUUGAAAAGAAAUCAACAUUAA
Dovyalis caffra is the source of this 1209-nucleotide messenger RNA. The record is from the annotation of a GenBank genome assembly. NCBI's taxonomy places the organism in Eukaryota, Viridiplantae, Streptophyta, Magnoliopsida, Malpighiales, Salicaceae.